UUCUGUUCUGGAACACACGAGCUCUCGCGAAGAAUACACAUUUGCUGAACUGAAAUAGUCUUCUAAUGUAAAUAGAGUUGUACGUCGCUUUCAAAGCUGUUGGCAAAACGAAAUCUAUUUACAUUUGGUUAUAGUUUCUUCUUCCGCUAGUGGACACGUUGGUGCUUCAGACGAGACGGGCUAUUUAUUCCCCAUUUUAACUUUAGUGAGCGGCGUUUUCAGCCGUUUUUUAUUCCCUCCCCUGACCCUCUCUCGCGCUCCCCCCUCUACGAGACUCGCGGCCUGUAGAGCAGCCACGAGGCGCGUCGGACCACCGGGAAUCAGGCGAUGGCGGAGUUCGGUAACGGACUGGCAGAGGAGUCUCUGCUGGACUCAGACCCGGGUCACUCAGAACUUGAAGACCCAGGCGUCGGCGAUGAAGAACCGGGAUUUGACGAGGGAGAGGCCGCUAUUGAAGAUCCGGAGCUGGAGGCAAUCAAAGCCCGUGUGAGAGAGAUGGAGGAGGAGGCAGAGAAACUGAAGGAGCUACAGAACGAAGUGGAGAAACAGAUGAACCUCAGUCCUCCACCUGCUGGUCCUGUCAUCAUGUCCAUCGAAGAGAAGAUGGAAGCUGAUGGGAGGUCUAUUUACGUUGGAAAUGUGGAUUAUGGUGCGACAGCAGAAGAGCUGGAGGCGCACUUCCAUGGCUGUGGCUCCGUAAACAGAGUCACCAUCUUGUGUGACAAGUUUACUGGACACCCCAAGGGGUUUGCAUAUAUCGAGUUUUCAGACAAGGAGUCUGUCAGGACAGCCAUGGCACUGGAUGAGUCUUUAUUUAGAGGAAGACAGAUUAAGGUUGGUGCCAAGAGAACGAAUCGUCCUGGCAUUAGCACCACAGACCGCGGUUUCCCCCGGGCCCGAUUCCGCUCACGGGGAGGAAACUUCUCAUCCCGGGCACGCUACUACAGUGGCUACACACCACCCAGAGGCAGAGGACGGGCCUUCAGGUUUCAAGACCAGUGGAGGCUGACAACCCCUCCCGUGGCCGCAGCGCCCCCUAAUGUCUCGGUGGCAUCUCUCUCUCUUUCUACUCCCGCUAUGCACACUCACCCCAUCCUCUCUGUGUGGGGGGGUGGGGGACAGGGCGACCACCGGCCCACUGCGGGAGGCAUUUAUUACAAUAACAAGCGCUGAGCUUUAACAACAUGAAUAUACUGAGAUGCACCAGGCCCAUGUUAACACAGACAUACACAUACACAGCACAUACACGCCACACAUCCACCACACAAAUUUAUAUUGUGAAAGGCAGAGCCAUGAUAGAGUAAUUGCCACUUAAAUUGCGAGUGAUUGAGAAAGGCAGGUUGAAUGGGAGAGUUCUUCUAGGGCCUUGUCUUUCUCAGUGCACAGCGCAGUUAGGGCACGAUGGAGCACUAAUGCGUGGGCUAAAGGGUAUUGGUUACAUACGGAGGGAUACAGAGCUUUUAUUUUAGGGGGAGGGAAGGGGAUAUGUGUGGAGAUUUAUUCUCGUUUUUGUUUAUCGUUUUCCCUUUUUCAGAUGGGGGAUGUGGAUAUGGAAGAAAAGAGAAAAGAUGAUUUCCUUUUUUAUUUUAUUUUUAACCCAUGAGUCUGUAAUUAGAAAAAAAAUAAAAGACAUUGUGU
Xyrauchen texanus (razorback sucker) is the source of this 1638-nucleotide messenger RNA. Its product is annotated as polyadenylate-binding protein 2-B-like. Bases 328 to 1173 code for a protein of 281 amino acids. Lineage: Eukaryota; Metazoa; Chordata; Actinopteri; Cypriniformes; Catostomidae. The record is from RefSeq and is a predicted model, not a curated record. Gene Ontology annotation, molecular function: RNA binding. The transcript is spliced from 7 exons.